UCAAGGUAGACGGAAAAGUACUCGAGCGGCGGAUAGAAAUUCCCACCUCCCAUUGCCAUUACAUCUGCUCAUUUAUGGAUAACACGCGUGCAAGUAUGACUGGGACUGAAUAAAGCCCCGAAGAACAAAUCGCGUGCAUUUUCGGAAAACUUUUCUCGUUGACGUCUAUUAAGAGCCGCCUAUGCGUCUCCGGCUGCGAUUACAUGCGCGUCCGUUUGAUUAUUUUUGCUUACACAGUGUCGCGCUGCGCAGCUCACUCGUGUCUGUCUGACUGGAACUUUUUCAAGGAUUUCGUCGAUGAACUUGUUGCGGUGAGUCCCCUUUAAACCCUCACGGCCUGUGUUGUACUCUGCUUUUAGACUAUGGAGGUUCCGGUCGGGCUGGUGGAAGCCUGCGAGUCCCCAGACGCAGUUUUUCACGGACCUUACCAAAGCGUUUUUCAAAACGUGCGCGUCGCGAGAGCGAGCAACCCCGAGAGUUUGGAUAUUUCUAGCUCCAAGAAGUGCGGCUGCCUACAGGAGGGCUCGUCGAGGGAAAUGCGCUUAAGUGAGCUGUCCUCAUUCAGAAGAAUAAUAUGCUGCCCCGAAAAAGAGUACGAGAGUGCGAGUUCGGUGAUACAGGCGGCGGCGAGCCGAAUUCAUUUUCUCAAGAGUUCAUCAGGAAGCAAAAGCGACUCGUCUCUGUCAUCUAGCGGCUCGGGCCGCACAGACGCCACCGAAAGCAGCGGUAGUCGCGCAGGCUUCCUUCGGGUCGUCGAGAGUGGACAGAAGGGCUGCGGUGCUGUUGAAGUUCACACACGAGAGUUGGGCUCGGGCCGUGACGCAAGUGUGGCGAGUAGUAGUCGUGCGUGCACCACCGCCACCAUCACCUCCAGCAGCAGCAGCAGCAGCACCACUACCAGCUGCACCAUAUCAGAGACAGCGCGAGAGUUGUGCAAAGCCGUGUCCGUAUCUUUGGGCUUAGCUAUGGAGUCCAGCGAACUGGGCGAGGUGGGACAGCACCAUGCACCGCCGCCACCGCCCCUGACCACUGAAAGUAGUGAGGAGAUCUAUUUGUACGGAAUGCCUUUGCUCGACUGCUCAGUGAGCGAACGAGAGGCAGGAAGGAAAGACCGAGAGUACGCUCUCGCGGCGGGACGAGACAGAGGCGAAGAGCUCCGAGGCAGGGACAAAGUGCUCGGGAUGCUUAAAAGUGGCGACCUGGAACAGCUAGCUGGUGAGGUGACGACCUUGCAGUGCAGCAACGCUUCUCGAGCGAACUUGACCGCGGAUGUGCAUGAGUUCGGCAGCCUGUCCGGGGACAUUGCCAACCUGAGUUCAGAAGGUACAGCAGCGCAGACAGCACCGGAUAUGGACGGACCGCGAGCGGCUUCGUGCCAGUUUGAACAACUGUUGCCCGCGAGCAUGACCCAUUAUGCCCACCCGGAGCUCGAAAACGGACCGAGCCAUAGCUUCGUAAAAUCCACAUCAAUGUCUGGAGAGUUUGCUGGUCCCAUGGAGGAUUACACGAAUCUCUAUAAUGUCAGAAUCAAGACCGAGAUGAUGCCCCGUGAUCUGAAUGACACCUGGGCGUACCCGCAUAGGUACGCCGAGGACUCUAACGGCCACUACGGGCCUCCAAAGCAAAGGACACCUUAUGCUACUGGCCACGAACCCCCGUUUAUCUGUAACCCUUAUGAAUACGGCCGAAGUACUGCUCUGGUUCCGCGGGAGCGACCUCCGCACGAGCAGUGGUACCCGGGUGGGAUGCUGACCCGUCAUCCGUACCCUAACGUGCCUGGCGUGAAAAACGAGAUGGGCGAAUGGAUGGAUGUAACAUCGUUCACGGAUGGCAGGUUUGACGGAGGGAGGAGUGACAUUUUCCCAAUGGAGUUUUUCCUUCCUCCACAAAGGACCUGCCUAAUCUGCUCUGAUGAAGCAUCUGGGUGUCACUACGGAGCCCUCACUUGCGGAAGCUGCAAAGUGUUCUUUAAGAGAGCUGCUGAGGGGAAGCAGAAGUAUCUGUGCGCUAGCAGGAAUGACUGCACCAUAGACAAACUGAGGAGGAAGAACUGCCCAUCCUGCCGUCUGAAGAAGUGUUUUGAGGUUGGAAUGACCCUGGGAGCCCGCAAGCUGAGGAAGAUUGGACAGAUGAAAGGUCCGGAUGAGGUCGGAGCAGUUCAGGGCCCGUCGGAGACUGUCCAGUGCUUGUCGCCCAAGCCCAACCUGACUUUCCACUCGCAGUUGAUCUUCCUGAACAUUCUGGAGGCCAUUGAGCCCGAGGUGGUGAACGCCGGCCAUGAUCAUGGUCAGCCUGACUCAGCGGCUGCUCUUCUCACCAGCCUUAACGAGUUAGGAGAGCGGCAACUUGUCAAAGUAGUGAAAUGGGCCAAAGGACUUCCAGGUUUCCGUAACUUGCACGUGGAUGAUCAGAUGACAGUCAUACAACACACCUGGAUGGGAGUGAUGGUCUUUGCUCUGGGUUGGAGGUCCUACAAGAACGCCAACGCGCGGAUGCUGUACUUCGCUCCAGACCUGGUCUUCAAUGAUCGUAGGAUGCACGUCUCCAGCAUGUAUGAGCACUGUGUUCAGAUGAAGCAUCUCUCGCAGGAGUUUGUGCUGCUACAGGUCACACAGGAAGAGUUCCUCUGUAUGAAGGCCCUCCUCCUGUUUAGCGUCAUUCCAGUGGAGGGGCUGAAGAGUCAGAAGUAUUUUGAUGAGCUGCGUCUGACGUACAUAAACGAGCUUGAUCGUUUAAUCAACUAUGGCAGGAAGACCAACUGUGCCAUGCGCUUCCAGCAGCUGACACGACUGAUGGACUCACUGCAACCAGUUGUUCAGAAGUUGCACCAGUUUACCUUUGAUCUCUUUGUCCAAGCCCGGUCUCUGCCCACGAAGGUCAGCUUUCCCGAAAUGAUUGCAGAAAUAAUCUCGGUCCAGGUGCCAAAGAUGCUCGCCGGCCUGUCUAAACCAAUCCUGUUCCACAAAUGACAGGACCACGCCCCCAAUCUAUACCAAGCCCACCCAGGCCAUAUGAGCCAGUCAGUUUGGUCUGAUCCAGCCUAAACCAGCCUGCGAUGCUUUGAAUCUGGACUCGAAUUGAGCGACGAGACUGAACAAUACUGAUUUUUUGAUUUUUCCAUUUUUUAGCAUUUCCCUCUCCCUCUCCCUCUCUCUCUCCCUCCCACCCUUUCUAUCUCAGUCUCGUCUCUCCCUCCUUUUGAAAAAUGGCCCUGAAAAGUAGCGGGACCAUUACAUCAUUACAGUUGUCUAUCUUCUUCUCGGAGAUGAUUUGAGCUCAUUUUCUCAAACUGACAGCAUGGUGUGAAGCAGGUUUUGUUCUUUCUUUAGACCAGCAGUUAUCCUUCAAGAGUUACAACGUGUUGCCUGGUGGACAGGUUGGAAAAAAAAAAUAUCACACUGAAGUUUCAUCUGAGCCCUUAAUCAUAAAAAGAAGAAAAAAAAGACAUUAAGCAGAUCCCUUUCCAAGUCUGUGACCUGCCUUGACUCUGUGCAUAGCGGGAUAAAAAGGUUUCAUUUAUUGUCCAUGACUUGAGAGAUCAGGACAAAGCAAAGCAGCAUGCAUAGAGAAAUACGAUCGAAUGUGGCAAAAACCCGGGACAGAUUCUUUUUACUUGUGACAAAAAUUCUAAGUACAGUACCAUAGUAUUAAAACAGUACGGAAUUCAGACCGGCUAUCGGUCCUCCUCCCUGCUUUAUUAGUUUAUUGAUUGUAAAACAAGUGCUUCAUUCAUUUCUUAUGAAAUGUAGAGGCUCUUUAUAAAAGCUUUUUAAAAGGCAUCAUUCAUUCAGGAUGUUCAGACGAAUUCUGACUAUUUCGUUCAUUUGAAAAUCGCUCACAGUUGGGUUGAAAAUUCACUUUCGCCACUGAAAACAAAAGGACAGCAUGAUGAUGAUGAUGAUGAUGAUAACAGCGCUAUAGUAAAAACAUCUCACAGUCAUUAGGGAGUUGCCUCCUCUAGACAGCAGACUUUUGUUAAGACGGGGCAGAUUGCCCUUAUUUACAACCUGGAUAUUGCGGUGCAGGUUUUAGGGUAUAAUGUUGACAGUUUGUAUAUAGAACACAACAACUACAGCAAUGCUUGGGUCAUCAUACAAGAUCUUCAAAUAUAUAUCCGUAUCUAAACCUAUUUAAACCUAUGCAUGCUGUCUUCAUAUCCAUCACUACAAAACAAGAAACCAAUAACUGCAUGCUGAAGCCCUAGAUAUUCACACAAACCAAACUGCAUUUCCAGUAAGCUAAAUGGAUAUUGUUAGGAAACGGGACUGUUUCCCAUAAAGCUCUUACUAAGUUACUCUCUCUUUCACUGUCCUUAAUGGAAGAUCUGGCAAGGUAAUGUUCUUGUGUAUAUAUGUAAAAGUUAAGCGUGGUUCUUUUCAACCUUUCUAUGUGCUAAUGUAUGGAUGUAGUCAAUAGUUUUACAGUACAGUUUCCUCUCUUUCCUUUAUAGUAAGUGCCACUGAGGGAUUUGUAUUUCUCUGCGCUAGCAAUAAGUAAUCACAUGCUUAACACAGUCUUUUAACAAGCUCUUUUAGAAUACCAAAACAGGCUUCAGACGGUGCACACCUUUAAAAACAGACAAAACAAAAGACAAAAAAGAGCUAUGCUUAUGUGCUAACAUAACGGGACAGUACUGUUAUUUUAUCAGAAACUCGUACCAAACAUCUUUAUCACCAUCAACUGACGCACAGCAGCGGCAAGUGGUGCUAUAAGCUCUCCUCUUUAUUCACGAGGGUGUUAGAUGAGACGAAAAAAGACAAAAAAAAACUACGUAUUUUUUACUCUGCUUUUGCUUCAAUUAAAGCAUUCUCUAUUUAUCUGUCAGAAAGGAACAUCUUUACUCGCUUUCCUCAUACUUGGGCGCUGUGCGUGUUUUCUAGACGUCGUGUCAACUUUUUUCCUCUGCACGCUCUCCGUUUCUAAAUGAUUGAAUAAUGCCUGCAGUGUUAUGUAUGUAGAUUACUCUUUAAAGAGCCCAAAAAUCGCGGCGCUGUGUUGUCUUUGUCAGGCCUGGGGUGACCUGGGGUGUACUUUCAGCAGAGCAGGGAGUUUUCCGACGAGUUAAAACGACGAGAUGUGGUUUAGCUGCUCGAGCUCUUGUCGCCGCCGAGCAUGUUGACGGUUUAAAUGUGCCAGGCAGAGAAUAGGCUGUCAGAGAAAGCUCCUCUGCGCUGACAGCACCGAGCACCGCGCAAUUACACGCAGGUGUUUACCCAUUUAGACGGCCCAAAAGCACUCAUUAGAAUUUGCAGAACUCCAAGCCUCACUUUUACCCUGCCAAAAAAAAAAAAA
Molecule: messenger RNA, 5292 nt
Organism: Danio rerio (zebrafish)
Lineage: Eukaryota; Metazoa; Chordata; Actinopteri; Cypriniformes; Danionidae
Gene: ar
Product: androgen receptor
Biological process (GO): response to cortisol; intracellular receptor signaling pathway; DNA-templated transcription
Cellular component (GO): cytoplasm; nucleus; basolateral part of cell
Molecular function (GO): steroid hormone binding; sequence-specific DNA binding; DNA-binding transcription factor activity
Source: RefSeq, marked provisional